Molecule: messenger RNA, 1256 nt
Organism: Diatraea saccharalis (sugarcane borer)
Lineage: Eukaryota; Metazoa; Arthropoda; Insecta; Lepidoptera; Crambidae
Source: the annotation of a GenBank genome assembly
UGUCAACUCUGAUUUUAUUUUAACACUGUGAAUAUAAAAAUUAAAUUAAAAGGAAGGGUCAAUCAGAAAUGUGAAAGAAAUCCAAAACAUUAAAACUAUUAUCAAUCGAACUUAAUACUAGCACAGCACCUUCUGGUUUCAAGUUAGUGCUAUUUGCAGGCCUGCUUACACUUUUUUUGGCUAACGACAGAAUUUCAAUUACUUUUACCACAAUGACAAUGGGUGAUGAACUGCCUGUUACUUCUUUAGUUUUGCCCGUUCUCAUACGCCCUGUUCUAACGCAGUUGGAGAAAUAUGAUUUAGGGGCCUCUCAGACAUUAAGAGCUGCAUUGACAAAAGCAGAGGCAGCCGUGCCAGGCUUAAACUAUGAUCUCGUGGCAGGCAUUAUGCGAAGAGCAGAUAUUCCUGUUAAUAUGAAUGAGAGCUUGCUCCGGCUUCAAGGAACACUGACAGAGGCAGAAUGUGCCGACCUUCGUCUCAAUAGAACUGAAGAAGCAUUCCAAGAAUUAAAUAAGAAAUCCACUGCGCUGAAGAAGAUUUUGAGUCGUAUCCCUGAUGAAAUUACUGACAGAAAAACAUUUCUGGAAACAAUUAAGGAGAUUGCGUCCGCAAUAAAAAAGCUUCUGGAUGCUGUAAAUGAAGUAUCUACAUACACUCCAGGACCUGGCAAGCAGGUGUUAGAACAGAGGAAAAGAGAAUUUGUUAAAUAUUCAAAGCGAUUUUCUAACACCUUAAAAGAAUAUUUCAAGGAAGGACAGGCUAAUGCAGUAUUUGUGAGUGCUCUAUACUUGAUUCACCAAACAAAUCAAAUUUUAUACACCGUUAAGAACAAGUCUGAAUAAGUCACAUGAAGUAUUAUCUAUAUCAUCUUGUUUUUUUAAUUGUUACUUUAGAAUCAUUUAUUAUAUUGUUAAUUGAAAAAUAAUGGAGCAGUAUAGAAAUACGCAUCAUUUUUAAUACAUUAUGUUAUGGUUAUUACUGUUUGUAUUACAAAUUUAAGUACAUUGAUUUUAAGCAAGUUAUUAUGUAAUUGAUUUUUAAUUAACUCGUGUAAUUUGUAGAACUAUUGGUAGUAGUAGUUUCACGGUAUGUUUGUUAACAUUGUAAUUAUUGUUAGAAGUCAAUUCUCCGUUUUAAAAGUUUUAAUAUAAUUUAUCUUACUUCAUACAUCCGAUCACGUUUAUUUCAGAAUAUUACCAUUUCAAUAUGAACGUAUUUGCUCUGUAGUUAAGGGUUUGGAGCGCCAAAAAUAUUGU